AUGGUAGCCGAUAUCCUUGGGAGGUGGCAGCAAGUGAGCACAAAGAGGGCCUCAAUGACAGAGGCCUCUUCAUCUGAUGUCUCGCGGGAGCAAGAGCAAGAGCAGCAGCAAGACAUGAAAAGAGAAAGGUUGCAGUGUUUGCUUCGUCAGGAGGAAAGCCACUACCUCCUACAAGAGAACUACAUUCAUCCAUCUAAAGACGACAACCAGUCCGACAACAACAUGGUGGUUGUUCCGGCUUGUCCAGUUGCUGAGCAGUGUGCACGUGUUGUGUCGGACUUGGCCUUUUCGUCAAUUCCUCCCCACGAUGAUGGCUUCCAUGCCUACCCAUCGUCCAGUUGUGUAAAGGAACUUGCCGAUUCCCAGGUACAAUCCUCAAAGACAGCCGCACUAAAACCUUCCAUGCUGGUUGGCUUUUGGAGACAGCAAAUGCUGGACUGGUCGUACCUGGUCAUGGACAGCUUUGGCAUCGAUAGAGAGGUAGUCGCUGUCUCAUUUAACUUGCUGGAUCGGUAUGUGGCUGAAGAGAUGAAAUCGCCAAUCAAGAUAACGCGCGAAGACUUUCAGCUUUUCUCCAUGACAUCUCUCUUCAUUGGAGUCAAGCUAUUGGAAUCAUUCCCACGCAAACUGACAGCCAACGCUCUGGUGGAUAUGUCCCGUGGCUUUUACGCCAGUGAAGACAUUGUCCACACUGAAAAGGAGAUCUUGAAGACAUUGGGCUUCUACUUGAAUCCUACAACCACCAUUGGCUUUUGUCGACUUUACUGGGACAUGUUCCCGGCAUCAUCUUCAUCAUCGUCACCUUUCCCCUCGUUUGGAUUCAAAGCAAACUGUCAGUCCAUGGCAGAAGCUGCUCUCGCCGAUGACUUCUUCAUGACAAAGAAGCCCUCCACCAUCGCAUUGGCAGUGACUCUCAAAGCUGCUCGCAUUGAACGCUAUCAUGAUCGCACCGUCCAACGGUUCCUGGCAGAACUGUGCGGCAUCCUUGACGUCUGCAACAUUCACGAUUUUGACUCCAUCUACAAACGUCUCGAUGUCCUGUAUAACAAGUCGUAG
Molecule: messenger RNA, 1056 nt
Organism: Seminavis robusta
Lineage: Eukaryota; Bacillariophyta; Bacillariophyceae; Naviculales; Naviculaceae
Source: the annotation of a GenBank genome assembly